Colletotrichum costaricense is the source of this 231-nucleotide messenger RNA. RefSeq lists its product as uncharacterized. Lineage: Eukaryota; Fungi; Ascomycota; Sordariomycetes; Glomerellales; Glomerellaceae. Bases 1 to 231 code for a protein of 76 amino acids. The transcript has 3 exons. The record is from RefSeq and is a predicted model, not a curated record.
AUGGCAGGCAACCUUGAGGUCAACAACAACAGCAGGAACAGCAACAACAACCGGCUGCAGGACACGGAAAAGUAUGGUGAGAAACUCAAUUCCAACCAGUUCUCGCUUUCGAAAGCACCUACAAUAUUCAAAAUGGGUGUCAGAGAGAUCACUCCCGCCUCCAACAUGGGCCGUGGUGCCUACGACACGACUGGAGUGCCCAAGCCUCCUCCUCGCCCCAAGCCUCGAUAA